AUGUCGCGACCGAUGAAUAUGCUGAGGACCAGACGGAAGGAUUGCAAUGUCAAGCCUAAUAGAAGGUUGGAUAGGAAAUCCUCUCGAGGGAUGAUUUACGAAAAUGAGGAACUUCGACUGAAAACAAUCAACAUCAACGCGGAAGUGGAAAGCAGAGUUUCCGAUAUAAAGAAGCUGAAAAAAGAAAACGAAAUGCUAAAGAAAGGCUUAUGGUAUCUGAGAGACGAAUACGAUAAAUUAGAGAGAUUAAUAAAAGACAAAAAAAUCGAUUUUUCAUCAUCUUCCACCACAACAGGAUCGACUUCGAGCGACUCGGAAAGUUGCAGUUCAUACAGCGAAGGCGGGGAAGAAGUCGAAACCACACAGAACCUGAAGAACGUGCAAAAAACCAACCUAAAGAACCUCCAAGACCAAUUCGACCAUUUAUCAGUGGUGACCGAGGAGACGAGCGCCGAAAAUUCCGAGCUGCACAGCAACCGGGUGUCCCUGACCAAAGACACCUGGAGCACCACCGAGGAUAUCCUCAAACCCGACCAGUGCUACCCGGACUUCAUCACGUCAGCGAAAUCGCCCACGCUCCCGAUGGCCGAUGACGUUCGCGUGAACUUCUUCUCGCCCAUCAGGACGUCCCAAACGUACGAGGAUGCGCAGCCAGUCGCCGACGACGAGGUUAUUUACCCGGGGGAAUUUUAUAGCGACCAACAGCAAUUCGGUAGUGACGAUUUCGUGACGCAGAAAAUGGUGAAAACCAACUCCAACAGCUUCUACCAGAACAUGAUACUGGUGCCGAAGACGACGGCGCCGGAAAUCGAGCUCGAAGGCAUGGAGAAAUCGGCCACCGAUCUCAUCGUUAAAAUCGAUAACAGGGACUUCAACGAUAAAUCGGCGUUGCUCAGCAACACCCCCAGCCUGAGCACGUUCUCCAACGGCGGGAAUUUAGAGGAAUUGCUUAACGAUAUAGAAUCCAUUUCGCAGGAUAUUUUGAAGACAUCAAAUUUGCAGAAAGCAACACCGCUUCUUCAUCCACACUACGGUUAUGCGGAAGGAUUCGAUUUUGGGCAGCCCAUACUAGGCGAUGACACCUCCGACAAACAGUUUAAAAGCGAAUUAAACGUCGUAUUGGUACCCAAACCGAUGCCGUUGAUUGGUUUCGACAAAUACAAAAACGUACAAAGGAGUUUCGAAAACUUAACCACGAAGCCUCCGGAGGAAAUCGAGCAAUUGAUACCGGCGCCUAAUCUACCCCACAUUCCGGCCAUUCUUCCGGAGGUGAUGUCGAAUCCGAAUCCGGAGGUCGAGCCCAAUCCAUUCUUCUUCGGAAACUUCAAGGAUAACUACGUGAAUGCCGAUCACUUCGCCAUGAGGUACAAUCCCGACGCGUACGACUGCGAAACCGAUAACGUCCAAGCUUCGGAUGGAAAUAAAAAUUAUCCAGAAAGAACGAUUGAUGUUAAGAAGUCGACAGACGCAGAAAGGCUUCAAAAAUUCGGUUCCAAAACCAACCUGCUCGAACUGACAUCGUCAGAGCACGUGUCCAGCGAAAACGAAGCAAAACCCGAAAAAACCGACGGUAAAACGACAGAGAAGCCUCGCGCCGAACCGAAACUGAGCAUCAGAAAGAAAGUAUCCAUUCAUUUCAAAGGCAAAAAGGAGAAGAACAAACUAUCGAACGGCUCGGACACGUCCGCCUCGAAGACGCCCAACGAACGGAGGGGCUCCAUGUUCGAUGUGCGCUUCAGCGACAAACCCACGCACCAGAAAACCUCCAGCAACGACACGCAGAAAUCCACCGGCGACAUUCACGUCGAGCCCAAGACGCCCUCCAGCUCGGACAGCAAAAACAGCGACAAGAAAUCCGACAAGAAGGAGUCCGGCAGCGACAAAAAGUCCAGGAAAAGCGCCUCGACCAGCCCGGAUCGCAAGCACGUCCAUGUUAAAGAUGACGCAGGUCAGCAACAGUCGAAGAAGCACAAGAAGCACAAACGGAGCGAGAAGAAGGGCCAGCGACGGUUGAGCUCUCUGGACCAGCGGGUGAUACGAGAAAGGUCCUUCAGCGUGUGCACCGAUCGCUCUAACAUAAUGGAACACCGAUUGGGCCACAUCUUCGGCUCGAACUUGUACUUCGACGAUUUCUCGGACAGGGAGCGGACGAACAGCAUGAGCAGCUGCGAAACGGCGGAGAACAGGAGGAAAAUGUCGAUGUUGCCCAACGCCGCGUUGAGCGGGAAAGUGCCGUGGUGCGGGUGUUGGGGCAACGGGUGUUUGUGA
Molecule: messenger RNA, 2268 nt
Organism: Phyllotreta striolata
Lineage: Eukaryota; Metazoa; Arthropoda; Insecta; Coleoptera; Chrysomelidae
Source: the annotation of a GenBank genome assembly